Molecule: messenger RNA, 2662 nt
Organism: Macrosteles quadrilineatus (aster leafhopper)
Lineage: Eukaryota; Metazoa; Arthropoda; Insecta; Hemiptera; Cicadellidae
Product: death-associated inhibitor of apoptosis 1-like
Exons: 6
Coding region: 188-1378 (396 amino acids)
Source: RefSeq, a predicted model, not a curated record
GACGCGCCUGCCCAGUGCGGAGUAAAAUCGUACAACUACGCUUAGUUGUGCACUUAGGAGAGAGACUGCUAGUCUUUUAAGUUUAGGGUUUUUUACUUAGUAUGUGUAUUGUAAAUUCGUAGUUUUAAUAACUUAUUAUUCUAGGCUUAAGGAUAACCAAACUCCUCGCCACCAAAACGCUUUGCAGAUGCCACCAAAUAACUCCAUUAGCCCAGUGGAAAACAGCCCUUUGAUUUCAUCAACAUCAGAACAACGCUCGAAGAUGAAUUCAAUCCUAGCCAAUGGCCAUUCAAGAGCUUUCCAUAGGAAUGACUUAGCUGGACCUAGUGCAUCGUCAUCUUCCAUCCACUCUAAUGGAAUAAAUGGCUUAAAUGUACCUGAAGAUAUGCCUAUGUUUCACUAUGAAAGAGAAAGGCUUAGAAGUUUCGAGAAUUGGCCAGUCUCAUUUUUAAGCCCCAGCCAGAUGGCCGCUGCGGGUUUCUACUACCUAAAGCGAGAAGAUGUGGUCCGUUGUGCGUUUUGCGGAGUUGAAGUUGGCUGCUGGGUAGAAGGGGACGACCCUAUGCACGAUCAUGAGAGGUGGUCUCCAUCUUGUAAAUUUGUGCGGAAACUACCUGUUGGAAACGUCCCUAUUACUGUCAACAAUGCAAACAACAAUGUACAAGAUGUUCCUAAAGAAAAUGGCUAUGACACGUGUGGAAGGAUUGAAUUCAGGCCUGAAUGCGGAGUGAACGUGAAUGCUGUUAAAGACAACAAACCCUUACCUCCACUAGAAAAACUGGGAAUACACAAAAGCAGAGCUCCCUCGUUUCCCAACUACGCAACUUUAGAGUCAAGACUGCGAUCGUACGAGAUGUGGCCAAUCGCUCUGAAACUGAAGCCGAAUACUCUGAGUGAAGCUGGGUUUUUCUAUACAGGUAAGGGAGACCAGACGAUCUGCUUCCAUUGUGGCGGAGGACUGAAAGACUGGGAGGAGUCAGAUGAACCGUGGGUGGAGCACGCGAGAUGGUUUUCUAAAUGCAACUUUGUGCUGCUCGUCAAAGGAAAAGAUUUUGUCGAUGAAGUUUGUGGCAGGAAAAUAGUUAAGGGAAAAUCAAAAAGUGAAGAAAACAUCAGUCAGUCCAGCUCAUUAGAAUGCAGUAAAAAGGAAGAGACUAAAACAAGCAAAGAAGUGGACAGUAAAAAAGAGGAUGAUGGCAGUGAUGCCGGUAAGUCUGAACACACGAGUCUGUGCAAGAUCUGCUACACAGAUGAGGUCGGGGUUGUGUUCCUACCCUGUGGCCAUCUUGUAGCCUGUGUCAAGUGCGCGCUGUCCCUCACAACCUGCGCUGUGUGUCGUCAACCCGUCACCGCCACUGUCCGCGUCUUCCUCUCCUGAAGACACUAACUCGCACAUUCAAUACGGUUUACUUCUAGUCACUUACAAAGCAAUAACAUGUAUCAAAGUGUUAUUUAAUCACGUAUCGAAAUGUGAUACCGAUUUUCAGGAGUGAUUUUAGUUGGUAUAUAAAUUUUUAUUUUUUUUAACAGCCUGAACAACCAAAGGCUUCACUCUAUUCCCUCGCAGAAUUUUCGUUGGUUUGUUGGGUGAGUGUGUUCUAUAAAUUGUAAGAGUGAUGUUUUAGUUUAAAAAUUUUAAAAAGUAAUUUUAAAUCAAUACCUUUUGUUGGAUUCAGAUUUGAUUUUUCAUUUUGGUUUUAAAAGUAAUGAGGAUGAUUUUAUUAUAUCUAUCUUAUUUUAGCUAGGUUUAUUGCUUAAAACCAAUCGCUUUGCUUUUCUUGCUUUCCCAAAGAUUUAUUUUACUGUAGCAAAAUGUCCGUUUUAUUUGAUCCUGUUAUCCUAAUUGUUUUAAAAUCACUACAUCUUCAGAUAACUUUUAUAUACCUUAUAAAAAGCUAAAUGAAUACAAAGAUUUGCUUAUGUUUAACACAAAUUGUUUGGUUUUUAAUUUGAGAAAUGCCAGGUAUGAUUUUGAGUUUUGUUGUCUUGAUUUUAGUUGAUUAGGAAAUAAUAUAUAUAAUUUUAUGUCUUUGAGACGUUCCUUUUUUGAAGAAUUCCUCACCUCAAUGUCAAAAGUCCAUGACGACUCUUGACUAUCAACACAGAGAUCGAUAUGUCAUUAAAAAUUAAAAACAACGUAUUAGAAAGGACACUAAGUGUUAAUUGACCAUGCUUAUUGUUAAAUGUGUGCUAGCUCAUAAACUAGCUAAACUGAUAUUAAUACGAAUUGAAUCUGUACAGUGUUAAUCAGUCACACAAAUCAUGUAUUCAGUCACCUUCAAUUGCUAUUAGGUCACCAAAGUCUGGUUGAGUGUCCUCUCUAUUUCGUCAAUUUUCAAUGAUUAGGUGUCAUGAAUAUUCCAUUUCAAGCAUGUCGUGUUUGCUAAGAAUUGAAAAUAGAAUUUUAAAGAAAACUUCUUAGGAAAACCUAAUAUUAAUAGGCCUAAGUUUAUUACUCGAGGCUUAGACAGAACAAUUAAGGAAUUGAAAUAUCUUCUAAUCAUUAAGCUCCAAUUUACUGAAAUUUGAAUUUUUUAACAUUAUUAUUAAGUUGAAUUACAUCUAUGAUUUUACGACUCACAGGAAAAGGUGGUGGUAGGUAGCAGCACUGUCUUUAAAACUGUUUUAGAACCACCAACUUGGUUUUGUUCAAAAAAUAAAA